Messenger RNA from Recurvomyces mirabilis, 1428 nucleotides. RefSeq lists its product as uncharacterized. NCBI's taxonomy places the organism in Eukaryota, Fungi, Ascomycota, Dothideomycetes, Mycosphaerellales, Teratosphaeriaceae. Gene Ontology annotation, molecular function: RNA binding; ribosome binding; translation elongation factor activity. Gene Ontology annotation, biological process: positive regulation of translational elongation; translational elongation; positive regulation of translational termination. Bases 1 to 1428 code for a protein of 475 amino acids. The transcript has 4 exons. The record is from RefSeq and is a predicted model, not a curated record.
AUGGAGAUUCGCUCUAUUUCGAGUGCCUUCAUUCACCUGGAGGCCUUGAAACCGCUCGUCAACCUGGAUUUCGACGCUAGAGUACCUGUCCCGUUCAGCGUCUUCCCAUCAUCAUACAAAAACGAGCAGGCAUCCGCCGAGACCACUGAGGUCAAGAGCGAAGAACGCAUCACAGUCCAAGACGCUGGACGGGAAGGCCGAUACCAACAAUCGCAAGCCAUCCCUUCCCGUCGAGACGACAACAACCGCUACACGCGUGAGGACGUUCGCAUCACCGAAGAAGACCGCUACCGUCGAGAGCCCGAUCGACGCCGUGUAAGAAUCGAAGAGGACGUCCGCGUGCACGAAGACGACCGCUUCCGAGAUCGUCGCGACACCCGCAUCGAAGUCGAUCGCGAGAGAAGCUACCGUGAGCCAUACUCACGCUACACCAACGCUCAGAUCGACGUUGAGGACAAGACCUACGACCGCGAGUACAACAGCCGUCAUACUCCAGCCACUCAAGUCGACUACGAUAGUCGUCUUGACGUCGUUGAAGACCAGUACCGUCAACGCACUACUCCUUUCACCCAGGAGUACCGUUCAGAGCGUACCUGGCAAGACAAGUCCACCUCGCCCCGCGACUACCCAGCCGCCGGCUAUCCAGAGCGUGAGCCCGUAGCCUUCGACGAGAAGAAGGUCACUGUCACCGAAGAACGCACGGUCGAUCCACUGCGCACCAGCGAUCGUAAACACCGUCUUGAUAUGGGAUAUUACGACGAGGACGGCCAUUAUCAUAGUUUCCGCCACGGCCUUCACCGCGCCGCCGACCGCAUCCUGUACGGACCCCAGCAACACGAAGAUCGCCACCAUCAUCAUCACCACUCCGACCGCCACGAGGACCGCGAGGAGACUGUAGUCGAAGAACGCGAGACCACUACCAUGUCUUCCCCACGCUACAGCAGCGAGGAGCGCAUCUCCGUCUCUCGCGGAGCCGGGAUCCCAAACACCAUCACCAUCCCAUGUCACCACAUCCGCAUCGGCGAUCUCCUGAUCUUGCAAGGUCGUCCGUGCCAAGUCAUCCGCAUCACCACCUCCGCUCAGACUGGUCAGCACCGAUACCUCGGCGUCGAUCUCUUCACCAAGCAAUUGCAUGAGGAGAGCAGCUUCGUCAGCAACCCAUCUCCUUCCGUCAUUGUCCAGAACAUGCUGGGACCGGUGUUCAAGCAGUACCGUGUCUUGGACAUCCGUGAUGAUGGUCGUGUGGUUGCUAUGACUGAGACUGGGGAUGUUAAGCAGGGUCUGAGGGUGCUUGAUCAGUCGAGCUUGCUUGGACGGUUGACUGAGAGCUUUAACAAUGGUCGUGGUUCGGUUCGUGUUUUGGUGAUCAAUGAUGAGGGGAGGGAGUUGGCUGUGGAUUACAAGGUUGUGCAUGGCAGCCGCUUGUAG